GUCUGAGCGAUUCGCACGCUACUUGAACGUUUGUCACCGGCGCUUUGGCAGCGCCAAACCAUCAGAGUGUUAUCCCAAACUUCCGACGUUACCGUCCGUGUGUGCUGGCGAAGUGAUUUUAUCACUCCGUGCGUCGUCGGGUCGGUCGGUUCGAUCAUACAAACAGCGUGCGUAGCCUGACAGACAGAGCGACUGACUGACUGAUCGCAGUUGCGUCAGAGAUCAGACUCCGCGCUUGGCUUGUGUAAAGUUUAGUAUCCAUCUAUACUAUAUACACCACAGUAUAAGAUCCGGUGGGCUGUUGUCCGUUCUAGACAGUUGCGAUCUAGCGGUGAAGCAAGCAGCUCUCGUUUGCGAUUUCGGAAGUGCGACUAAUUUUGUUUUUGCGUGCGCGUGAUUUGGUGAGAGAUCAAUUAGCGAUCAUUUUGUUUCCCAAAUUCGAAGGGAGAUUUUUGGAGAUUGCAGUGAUUCAAAGCUGCUGCAAGCAGUAUUCGACCAAUUGGUUCGGUGUUACCGUUUGUUGGUGUAUGCGUGACAGUAGUGGCGGAUAUAAACGGCUAUUCUACUGAAAGUGACAAUUGGAAACAAUCGAAGCAAACACGGGAAGUGUGAAAAUUAGUGCAUCCCGGGAUAAAGAGAAAAACGACAACGGCAGGACGACGACGCGUCUAGUUCGGCAGUGACAGCAGCAACUUUACUAAUCCAACAACGCCCUCAGCUCACGAACCUCACUUGCCGCCGGUCACCACAAGCCGCGUGGUCAUAGUGGCUGUCUUCUCGUUGGAGCAAAGCGAAAAAAACACUAAGUGUCGGCAUCGUUGAUGGGGUCGGUGUUGUGAGAAAUGCCAACAAGAAGAAAAUCGCUGCAAUUAUAACUCGAGUGAGGUGAAUUAGUGAAGCAUAGCGCAAGAAGUUGAAAGUGCGCGAAUUAUCACACUAUUGAGGGAUUUUCGUCAUCGCUGUCCAUUGAAGCAAUCGCGCGGGUUCCAGCAGAAAGUGAGUCGUUACCGACGUUUGUUUUCGUGCGUUGAAGAAGACCAAACAGAAAAGUAUUUAUUCUAUACGCGAGAAUCGUGUGACCCGUGAAAAGUGCCAACCCACGAAAUAGUUAAGGGUCGAAAGAAAAACAUCGCCCACGGUGAACAGACAGAAGUGAAAAAAAAAACAAAAUAAUAAAAGCACAAGUGAGCACAAUGACCGUGGCAGCAUAUCAGGACGUGGCAGCGGCGUCAAAGCUGCAACCAACAACAACAGUAACAUCGACGACGGUCAUCAGCGAUGCGGCCCAGGUCGAGCAGAAGCUGACCGAGAUUCAGCAGUUUUACGAACGGACCAGUGUCUUCAUUACCGGCGGAACCGGAUUUCUGGGAAAAACCUUGAUCUAUAAACUGCUCACAAGCUGUCCAGGAAUUGAAAAUAUAUUUCUACUGGUACGAAGUAAACGCGGAAAAGAUAUAUUCUCACGUGUAGAAGAAAUCUUCGAUGAUGCCAUGUUCGACAAAAUGAAAGUAGCAUGUCCAAAGUACGACCACAAAAUCCGCGCCAUCGCGGGCGACUGCAUGCUCCCGAACCUCGGUAUCAGCCCAUCCGAUCGGGAAGUGCUGAUCGAAAACGCAAACAUCGUGUUCCACCUGGCCGCCACCGUGCGGUUCGACGAGAAAAUGAAAACCGCCAUGCAGAUCAACGUCAAAGCCUGCCGGGACGUCCUCGACCUGUGCUACGAAAUGAAACACCUCAAAUCGAUCAUCUACGUGUCGACGGCGUACACCCAGUGCCCGCAGAAGGUGGUGGACGAGCGGUUCUACGAACCACCGAUCGACUCGAAGAAGAUGAUCUCGCUGACGGAUUGCGUCAGCGACAACAUGAUGGAAAACAUCACACCCAUCUUGCUGGACAAGUGGCCAAAUACUUACACAUUCACAAAAGCUAUCGCCGAGGACGUAGUACGUCAGAACAGCAGGGGUAUGCCGAUAGGCAUGUUCCGACCAGGCAUUGUCAUCGCCACCUAUCAAGAGCCGGUACCGGGAUGGAUCGAUAACUUCUAUGGACCAACGGGAGUGAUUGCCGGUGCAGGCACUGGAGUGCUCCGAACGCUCCGAGCGGACCCAACCAAGGUUGCCAACAUGGUUCCAGUGGAUCUGUGCGUCAACGGUAUCAUCUCGGCUGCAUGGGACAUCGCCGAACGGUUUCGAACUGAAAUCAUGCCGGAACCGGAGGUCCCGGUGUACAACUUCUGCACAGAACCAACCAACUGCAUCACGUGGGGCGAUUUCACCUACACGACGAUCAAAUUCGGCUCGAUGUACCCCACCCUGAAGUCGAUCUGGUACCUCUGCUACACGAACAACCCGAACAAAUUCAUGCACUACCUGUGGUUACUGUUCCUGCACUACGCCCCAGCGAUAUUCUUCGACGUCAUAGCGCUCUUCAUCGGACGGAAGCCAAGGCUCAUGCGGACCUACAAGAAGAUCCACCGCUUCAUGGACGUGAUCGAGUACUUCUCCAUGCGCCAGUGGGAAUUCCAGAUGGACAACAUUAACGCGCUGUGGCGAAAACUGUCUCGGUCCGACCAGAAGAUGUUCUUCUUUGAUAUGCGCCAAAUCAACUGGGACUUCUUCCUGGAGCAGUACUUCUGCGGCAUCCGGAAGUACCUGCUGAAUGACCCAAUGGAGACCGUGCCGGAGGCACUCGUCCGAUGGAAUCGUUUAUACUGGCUGCACCAAGCUGUCAAGGUGAUUGCUCUACUAGUGGUGUACAAGCUGGUCUUUACGAUCUGGGGCUUCUUCAGCUAAGCGCUAUCGUUCUCUUAGUAUGGAAGUAUCGCGUUUCAUCAUCCCCGCACCCGCAAACAUAAUCAUCGACCAAGAUCAUCACAUUUUCGUUUCGUCUUCGCCGGUGAAGGCACCCAUCGACACAUCACUCGAGGAGAGGAAGAAGACACUGCUCCAACACCCAUAGGGAACCCAUUCAAAGAUUCACAUUUUGCUAGCUUUAGUACCUUUUUUCUUCGGUAAGGAUGAAAAAGUUUGUUCUAAUGGUUAACCGAAUUGUUCUUAAGAUAAGAUAUCGUAAGACAAUAUAUUUUUGUUGUCUAUUUUUCGGGAUUGAUGUAUAAGCUCUCGCUAAUCAAAACAAGAUUCGACUCUUUAAACUCGAAUUAUUAUCCGUGUCAUUCCAACUAAAUUUAGGCGGCAAAGUUUUACCAAGAGGAAAAUGCUUUUUUUCACAUAAGUAUGGGAGCUUCCGUUUCUUGGGCGCCACAUUUGAAAAGAAAAAUAAAACAAGAUAUAGGUAGUACUAUGCUUUGAAUAAGUGUUAAUGUUAAGCAAAAUCCUGUUGUGGUAGGCAUUAGGAACUAAUAUAUACACAUGGUGUGAAGAUUUGAGCCAACCAUUUGACCCGAACAACCUAUCAACUAAGCGUACAACAAAUUUAAAUAGUCGUUCCGGUUUUUGAACGAGAUAUUUUUUUGUAACAAAGUAUGUAUUGUUAAGGACAAUGACCAAUAAAGUAUAAUUUUAGGCAAUGCUCAA
Armigeres subalbatus is the source of this 3533-nucleotide messenger RNA. Its product is annotated as fatty acyl-CoA reductase wat-like. The record is from RefSeq and is a predicted model, not a curated record. Gene Ontology annotation, biological process: long-chain fatty-acyl-CoA metabolic process. The coding region runs from base 1194 to 2792 and encodes 532 amino acids. NCBI's taxonomy places the organism in Eukaryota, Metazoa, Arthropoda, Insecta, Diptera, Culicidae. Gene Ontology annotation, cellular component: peroxisome. The transcript has 9 exons. Gene Ontology annotation, molecular function: alcohol-forming very long-chain fatty acyl-CoA reductase (NADP+) activity.